CGCACGUUCCGAUUUCCAAAGUCAAGUAAGCUUCCUUUUUCAAACUCAAAUGCCGUUACUACCAAUGAUCUGGGUUUAGAUCUGAAAAAAAUAAGAGAAACGUCGGACACAUUUUACAAGCCUGUUAAUCAGAGCUUUACCGAACUGGAGAAAACCGGGAUAUAAAUCGGCUGCAUGGCUUUGUUGCUCGCGGUGCCAAAUAGACAAGUGCUAAAUUGGUCACUAGGUUAGCUCGCCCAGAAUUAUCUUGAUGAAAAGGCCGCCGUGUAAAAGCGGAUGCGGUAUUCUAAAGCAGAUUUGCUUUACCCCCACAUGUUACCGAGUGCACUUUUAAACGUUUUGAACCACGGCGAAGAGACGAGUGCUGGUGGACGGAUACAAGAAGUCAAGGUAUAUGUCUUAUGCUAUUUCACAAGCGCCAUAUCCGUCUUCACAGAUGGCAAGCCUAGUACAAUUUCCAUCACAUACGGCGAACCGACAUUGCUAACGAAGCUUAGGAUCUAAUAGACAUUUUGCAACACAACUCUUAUGUUAUGUGUUUAACAAACGCUUAACGGAAUUAUUUUGUGUAUUAAAUAC
Messenger RNA from Plasmopara halstedii, 579 nucleotides. RefSeq lists its product as uncharacterized. NCBI's taxonomy places the organism in Eukaryota, Oomycota, Peronosporomycetes, Peronosporales, Peronosporaceae. The transcript has a single exon. The record is from RefSeq and is a predicted model, not a curated record. Bases 277 to 504 code for a protein of 75 amino acids.